Molecule: messenger RNA, 282 nt
Organism: Funneliformis geosporum
Lineage: Eukaryota; Fungi; Glomeromycota; Glomeromycetes; Glomerales; Glomeraceae
Source: the annotation of a GenBank genome assembly
AUGAAACAUGUUCACUUUUCUAACACAUGUUACCAAACUUUCUAUCUCUCGCAACAAUCAUUGCCUAUACCAAGGUCAAAAGAUUCUUCUUACCCAAAAUCCAAAUCAAUUACAUCUCAGCAUUUUUAUCGUUUUUCUGUUUUCAUUAAGGAACUGCCGGAAAUUACUUGUGCACAUAAUACCAUUAAUACUUCCACGCAAUUGAUGACUCAUAAAAGGAGGAUAACUAAGAUUACCAAAAGGCCCGAGAAAUAUAUCUCUAUUUACUUGACUGGAGCAGCA